Messenger RNA from Plodia interpunctella (Indianmeal moth), 5440 nucleotides. It is a transcript of the gene pum, whose product is annotated as pumilio. NCBI's taxonomy places the organism in Eukaryota, Metazoa, Arthropoda, Insecta, Lepidoptera, Pyralidae. The record is from RefSeq and is a predicted model, not a curated record. The transcript is spliced from 18 exons. The coding region runs from base 654 to 4334 and encodes 1226 amino acids. Gene Ontology annotation, biological process: post-transcriptional regulation of gene expression. Gene Ontology annotation, cellular component: cytoplasm; nucleus. Gene Ontology annotation, molecular function: mRNA 3'-UTR binding.
CGUUGCGCGCGCACAGCAUCUGCUCGAUGCUCGACCGACCGAUUAUGGCGGACAGGCAGUGAAGAAUGAUUGCCGUCUUUUCUAAAUCGGAGAAUAUCGACAACAGCCAAUGGCAUAAACCGGGUUUUUUGUAAAAAUUGUACAUUGUAAAUAGUUCUGUGUACAUAUAGUAAUUAUAUUUGUGCUCGUUUUUGUUUAGAAUUUGUGUGAAUAGUGUAUUAUUUUGAGUGUUUAUUCAGUUCAGUUUUCGACGCCGACAAACCGAAACCUUGAAGAUAGAUAUUGAAGAAUACAUUAAAUCGAACGUCUGAAUCCAAAAAUCCUUUAACUUUCAUUUGAAAACCAAUAUUGGUAUCUUUCUACACCUUUGUUUCGAUCCGUCAAGAAAUCUACCGUAUCUACUUGCAAUAUUUUGGUUUUCAUUAGCGGCUGUCAUCGUGUUUCGAUAAAACUAUUAACUGCCAUUUCAAAGACAAAAAGACUGCUGUUGUCGCUAAAUGGCUUUGAUGUUUACUAUGCAUUUAUCGUAAAUAGUCUAUUUGAUGAUGUGAAUCGAUUUUACUUCGUAUUUGGCUGUUUGAGAAGUGUCGUUGGUAACAAAGGCGUCGAGAAAUUGCUUGUAAUUAUCAAGGAUUGAAGUGAAGUGGAACUGAAUGCUCGAACCUCACGGUAGCCCAAUGAAGUGGCCGGGCUCGGGAGCGGAAGAAGAUGCGGGUGAAGCAGGGUUGCAGAGCACGCGCGCCUCGCAAGCUCGCACCCAGGACGAUGUCGCUGUUCAUUAUGUAUUCCAGCGAGAACCCCAAGAGGGCGAAUUGGCCUCGCUAGCACCCAAACAACGCUGGGCAGUCGGCGAUGACUCUGUGAAUGAGAAUCAAGAUAAAUGGAAAAAUCCCACACCAAUUGCAAUGAAUAAUAUGCACCAACAAGGUUCUGCUGUACAGUUAAAGAAUUCUCAAACCCAACAACAGUUUAUCAAUCAAGCCAUAGCUUCUUCGGUUGGCACUCUGGCUAUCAACCCAUCAGUUAUUGGGAGUCACCCAGCACAUUUAACUACUAAUAUGGUCCACACACAAUUAGCGCCAUUGCAAAAUCAUACUCUGGGAAACAGUGCUAUGAUGCUACCACCAUUGCAAGGCAUGCAGAAUGCCCCACAAUUAGGACAACAAGGGCUAUAUGAUAUGCACCAACAUCAUGGCAAUCCAAUGCCUACUAUGAAUGGCAUAGGCAAGAGUGAACAUCUGAUGUAUUUGGGCCAACCUGGAAUGCUUGCACCGGGGACGAACCAGUUCCUGCAGCAAGGACAAAACCAGCUAGGCCUCACACCAGUCGCUGCCAUAAGAAAUCAGAUUGCACCUGCUGCAAAAAAGCUCUGGGACAAAGGGCCUGGCGCCGGCGGCGACAGCAAGGGUCCUCCCCACCUGCCUCCUCUGCAACUUAACCCUGAGCAAAUGUGGCGCGAUCCUACUUGGUCUGCUCAAGCAGUGGAGCACAAUGUUGGCGUCCCAAUGAUGAGCACACGUCGUGGAGUCGCUUUUCCUGGAGGAGAUGCUGGCUGCAUUCUGUCACCUCGCGAUGCUGCAGGGCUCGGAGUCAAGAUGGUGGAAUAUGUGCUGGGUGGGUCUCCUACUGAAGCAGGCGGCGUCGCGACAGGCGGCGGUGGCGAGAAGGUGGGCGGCGUGGUGGCGGGGCUGCGGGGCAUGGUGCUGGAGGAGCGCGCGGAGGACAAGUCCGCGUCUCCGUUCGACAAGGAUCUGCAUGAGCUGCACGAACACGGCGCGCUGCCGAACGGACUCCACAAUGGACAGGAGGACGAUAAAGCUUUCAAUCGCACGCCGGGUUCGCGCCAGCCGUCGCCGGCGGAGGAGGAGGUGGCGGGCGCGCACGCGGGCGUCCGCAACGGCGACGCGGCCGCCUUCCCGCUGCUGCCGCCGCACGCGCUGCCGCAGCCGCAGCCGCUGCACCAUCUGCCGCACCUCUCACAUCCGCAGCACCAUCCCGGCAUGCUCGGCGUCGCUCCUCUUCAAGGACUACCACAUCCACAACAUGCGCAAAUUCAUCCUGGUAUGACAUUGAAUGACUCUAUGAAUCAACACAUCGAACUCGUUUUACAAAUGGAGCAACAUCCUCAGUUUGACAACAACAGUUUUGCAAGUACUCAACAGUACGGGUCGACGGGCGGCGUGUCGGGCGUGUCGGGCGUGUCGGGAGUGUCUGGAGUGUCGGGAGUGUCGGGAGUGUCGGGCGCGGGCGGCGCGGCGGGCGGCGCGGCCGCGCUGCUCAACGGCGCCGGCGUCGUGCAGCCCGCGCCCGACUCCGCGCAGCACCACCAGCCCUUCGACGUGCAGCAAUUAUUCCGGUCACAACAAGCAGCAGCGGCGGGCGGGCAGGCGGCUGCGGCACAACUACAGUUGCUCCAGCAGCAGCAACAACAACAGUUCCAAUUGCAACAACAGUUAGCCGCACAACAGGCUUUCACUCAAGCGCCGUAUGUGAUUAAUGCCGGGCAAGAGGGUGCGCCCUACGUGAGCGCGUUGAUAGCGGGUGUGCCACCUCAGGCGUAUUACGGCGUCGCAGCGCCAUGGGGCAUGUACCCGAGUCUAGUAGCCCAGCCCGCUCAGCAGCAGGCGCAGCAGCCGCGGCGGCCGCUGACUCCCCAACAAGGGGAGCAGCAGGUGAAUGGACAGGGACAGUACGUGAUCCCGUACUAUGACGCCGGAUCUCUAGUGAUGAGCGGGCGGAACGGCACGCCGCUGCGGCUGGUGUCGCCGGGCGGCGUGCUGGCGCAGCGGCAGUACCAGCCCGCGCCCGCGCACCCCGCCGCCUCCGCCGCGCCGCCCGCGCCCGCACAACAACCGCAACAAGCACUACCUGGCGGCGGAACGCGGCGCGACUCUCUGGAGUUCGGCGGCGGAGGGCCGGCAGCCGCGCUGCAGGAGUACGCGCGCAAGUGGGGGCCUUCGCCGCUGUCGCCCACGCUGGCGCCCGCGCUCGGGCCCGUGGGGCUGCGGCCCGUGUCCGCCGCGCCCGGCGCUGAAACCGCCAAGUACAGAGCUGUGAGCAGCUUAGCACAAGGUCUCACGUCAAACGGAAUGUUCGGAUCUUCAUCUUCGUUACUCAGCAAACUCAGCGGAGUGGGAACUAUCUCAGAGCUCGUGGGCGCGGGCGUGGGCACAGUGGGCACAGUGGGCGCGGUGGGCGCAGUGGGCGGCGUGUCGGUGGGCGCGCUGGUGGCCGACAAGCCGCCCGCCGGCCGCUCGCGGCUGCUCGAGGACUUCAGGAACAACCGCUUCCCCAACCUUCAGCUGCGCGACCUCGCCAACCACAUCGUUGAGUUCUCGCAGGAUCAACACGGUUCUAGGUUUAUUCAACAGAAGUUAGAACGGGCCACAGUUCAAGAGAAACAAAUGGUUUUCAACGAAAUUAUCGGAGCCGCUUAUAAUCUCAUGACUGACGUGUUUGGCAACUACGUCAUUCAAAAGUUUUUCGAAUUCGGAACCACUGAACAGAAAACGACGUUGGCGCAAAAGGUCCGCGGUCACGUGCUAGCGCUUGCGCUGCAGAUGUACGGCUGCCGAGUGAUCCAGAAAGCUCUUGAGUCGAUCCCCGCAGAGCAACAACAAGAGGUGGUGCGCGAGCUGGACGGACAUGUGCUCAAAUGUGUCAAGGAUCAGAACGGCAACCAUGUGGUACAAAAGUGUAUCGAGUGCGUGGAGCCGUCGGCGCUGCAGUUCAUAAUCACGGCGUUCGCGGGGCAGGUGUACGCGCUGUCGACGCACCCGUACGGCUGCCGCGUGAUCCAGCGCAUCCUCGAGCACUGCACGCCCGACCAGACCGCGCCCGUGCUGCACGAGCUGCACUCGCACACCGACCAGCUCAUACAGGACCAGUACGGCAACUACGUGGUGCAGCACGUGCUGGAGCACGGCGCCGCCGAGGACCGCGCGCGGCUGGUGGCGGCGGUGCGCGGGAAGGUGCUGCAGCUGUCGCAGCACAAGUUCGCCAGCAACGUGGUCGAGAAGUGCGUGUGCCACGCCUCGCGCACCGAGCGCGCGCUGCUCAUCGACGAGCUCUGCGGCUUCAACGACAAUCGUUCGUUCCUCAGCGCGCUGCACGUGAUGAUGAAGGACCAGUACGCCAACUACGUGGUGCAGAAGAUGAUCGACGUGGCCGAGCCGACGCAGCGCAAGGUGCUGAUGCACAAGAUCCGGCCGCACAUCGGGUCGCUGCGCAAGUACACGUACGGCAAGCACAUUAUCGCCAAACUGGAGAAGUUCUUCAUGAAGGCGCCCGAACUGGGCCCCAUCGGGCCUCCGCCCCCGAACCCCGUCUUGUAGUCUGUGUAAAGUAUUAACGCCCGCGGUGAGGAACUAGCGACGGCGCGCGCCCCCCCGCCUAUUAUAAAUUUUGUGAAUAUUUCGAUUGUACAUUUGUAUCUAUAGAGCGGCGCCCUGUACAUAUAGCGGCAGACUGAUGUACAGAGACUAACCGUAACUGUAUACUGUAACCAUAGUUGUACAGCGCCGACCGAACGCUCGGCCGUCGCCUCCCCGCGGCGUAGCGUUUAUUGCGUUUCUAGUUCUAAGUGUUCUAGUAUUACUCGUUGUUCGUAUGAAUCUAUGUAUAAAUAUUUGAACGUCUCAUUCUCGUGUAAUUUAUGAAUCGAAGGAAAGCGAGCGGUCGAUGAACCCGUGCGUUUCCGUAAUUUAGCGCGUUGUAGAUUUACUAUUAGCUGGGCUAGGGGACCUUGAAUCUUCUAAAGUGAGGAAGAAAUGCCGCAGGCAGUUCUAGACAAUCGGCACUAUAGUCGUGAUUCUAAUAUUAUUUUGUAAUAUUCAAGUCAGCUCUCGUUUAAGUUUAAAACCCGGCUUUAAAAUCGUACAUAGCUUAUCGAAUAUUGUUUAGUGCCGGAAUGUAUAGUUUGUCGAUUAUAAUUUUGUGAAAAUGAUAUUUUUGUAUAUUUUUAUGUGUAUAAGUUAUUUAGUUAGUCUCCGAAAGUGGAGCGAGCGCUUAUCGAGUGAACGAUGCUUAUGUUAGUGUAGAAACGUUAGCGGUUAGGUUAUAGUGAUGAUUGUAAAGUCCUGUACUGAUAGUUGUAGUUCCGAGGUCUACCUUCUGCCGGUCGCACGUCACAAGCGUAGCUGCUCCUCAUUCCCCGUGUAAAAUUUUAUAGGAAGCGUAGUUUCCUACGUCACCUCAGAUUUUUUACGUCUAGAUGUAAUUGAAAAUAAAAUUAUUGUAUAUGGCUGUACAAAAAUGUUAACAAAAUGAUUUGUAAAACCUGUAUGUGAUGGAAUAAGGCGAGGCGUCAGGGGUGGCGAGGUCUGACUGAGCGCCGCGUCGGCCGCCUCGCCCGUAGGUUGUACUAGAUAACAUUUAUAUGAUGAUCCAUAUAUUAGACAUUAAUUAUAAUAAAGCAUUUCUGUAAUAAUAUUACAAAGAA